AGUGGCGGGGUAAGCGCUGUAGUUUGACGCUGUCACGCCGCUCUCACGAUGAGCCGAACCGGGGGGAUCCUCGGCUGCGGUCGGCGUCUUUCUGCGCUCGGGGUCUUGCCGCCCAAGGGACCUCUAGCUGGUAUCAAGCGGCUUCUUUCCACAGCUGAGUUCAGACCUCGAAUAUGUAUUGUAGGCAGUGGACCAGCUGGAUUCUACACAGCACAACAUCUCCUGAAGCAUCACAAACAGACUCAGGUGGAUAUUUAUGAGAAGUUGCCAGUUCCUUUUGGCUUGGUUCGUUUUGGAGUGGCUCCUGAUCAUCCAGAAGUCAAGAACGUGAUCAACACAUUUACACAGGCAGCCCACUCUGACCGCUGCUCCUUUGCUGGGAAUGUGACUGUGGGGAGGGAUGUAACUGUGGAGGAGCUGCAGGAGGCCUAUCAUGCGGUGGUCUUGUGUUAUGGCGCUGAGGACAAUCGGAGACUUGGAAUUCCUGGGGAAGAGCUUGAAGGCGUCUACACGGCAAGAACCUUUGUAGGAUGGUACAAUGGCUUGCCGGAGAACAGAAAUCUGAAGCCAGACUUGAACAGUGAGACCGCAGUCAUCCUAGGUCAUGGGAAUGUGGCGCUGGACAUUGCACGGAUUCUCCUAUCGCCUCUUGAAAUCCUUCGGAAAACUGACAUCACUGAAGAGUCCUUCUCAGCGUUGGCCAGCAGUAAAGUCAGACGGAUUUAUCUUAUUGGCAGAAGGGGUCCCCUCCAGGUGGCUUUCACAAUAAAGGAGCUGCGGGAAAUGAUCAACCUACCCAGCGUUAGACCUUUCCUGGAUCCUGCCGAUUUCAGGGAUCUUGGGGAUGCCAUUAAAGGUGAGGAUCAGCUCAGGGGACCCACAGGUGUAAUCAUCACGACUAUGAAUGACAGUUUUGACACAGCCCAGUCUGUGCUAGAAGACCUGCAGUCUGGUGCCUUGCAGCUCUCCAGUGCCAAGAAAGGCUCUGAUUUAGUGAGCCACAUCCUUCGAUCCCGAGGAGUCCAACCUGUUUCCUUUUUGGAUUGGGAGAAGAUUGAUGCUGUUGAAGUGGCAAGAGGCAAAUUGGCCGGAAAGCCUCGGGAGAAAAUAAUUGAUCAGGAGGAAAUGCUAGAAUUGAUUGGACAAUGAGACUGGACUUGCCCAAGAUUAUCGACACAAUGCUCCUGAGCAAUUCAAAGGUUUGCAACAGUUUGUGCAGUUCCCUUUCAUUGCUCUACAGAUAUGCCACUAACAAUAACAGAUGGUUUUGAAUGUCUGGUGGUUUUGAAUGGGGGUACCAAAAACUUGCUGCUGUCCCAAGCAAUGGAUUUCAUCUACAGUCUGGUACAUCCAUUGUGGUUUUUUUGAACUGGGGAGCUCUCCCUUUCUCUGAAGAUGCUCUAAGCAGCUCCCAAACAGGAGCCGGGUUCUCUCUUUAUCUUGAUCCCUAUAGAAAAGGGGAGGAGCAGCAGAUAAAGUCUUUCAGAGUUUCAUUUUCAAGGAUUAACUGGUGUCCGUGCCUUAUCUGCCUUUUCAAAGAUUUGAGGUUUGUUUUGUAGGGUAGAGUGGGGAUUGAGAGUGGUGGUCCUGUUUUGUUUUAUCCCGAUCUCAACUCCACAUAUAUACAAACCAAUCGAAGAAACUUCUGGACAUGCAUUUCUCCUGGAGUUUUGUCAUUAGAUCUGAUGCCACAACAGCCUUCAUGGAAGAGUCACAAUUAAAUUCACACAGCAUUCCACAUGCGUUUGUCAGCCUUACAAAGGCUUGAAGUGAAUUAAAUUAAAUGAAUAAAUUUUGUAGGUUGCUUUGAACAUUCUGGAUGUAAAAGUAAAAAUCAGCCUUACUCUAGAGGAAAAGGGGAGAUAAAUUUGGACUUAGUAAUCAUGAGGAUAAGUCAGAUAGGAAAGGCAAUAUCAGUCACUUUUCUCAUUAGCUCUGGAAUUCUUUCCUGUUCACAUCCUGAAUUUGCUGUCCAAUUGUGUAUUGUAUAAUCAUUUUUAAAAAAUAAAGCUCUUUCUCAAAUGGUGAACCUGGGUCAGCAGUCUAGACUUUUCAGCUUGUUGCCAAUCAUAAAUCUUUUAGUCACAGCAUAUGCUGUUUAUUCUACUGCUCUUGCAAUUUAAGGAGAUAGAAAAUGCAGAGCAGGGCUCCACAAAGUUGACUUGAUCCUUGCCAGAUUCCUGUGCACACUAAUUUUUCAUAAGUCCUGGGAAAUCAAAAGAAAUAGCUUCUUUUUAUGAGAAAUUCAAACUGAAGUCAGGUUACUAUUAAUAAAUAAAGUAACUUACAUGCAUAUUUAAUAAGCUCACUCCUAAGGAAUAGCAUAAGAAAAAAAUUCAAUAAAGUAGAACUGAGCCAACCAGUCCAUUCCACUACUGCAAAUGUGAAUGUAAAAGUUGUAAAAGUUUUGAAAUGUAACUGAAGAGAGUACGGUUUCACAUCUUUCCCCACUUCUUAUUUGUCUAAAAGAAUGGUUCCACAUCAAGAAGCAACAAUUUCCAUCCAUUCUAGUUCAGCUACUUCUUAGUUGCAGCAAUUAAGAUGGAAAGACCUGGCAGGAUAUUUUUUAUUUAUUCAUAUUGGAAAUUCAAUUUGAAGCUUGAGAGUGAUGCUCAUGUUGGAAGC
Messenger RNA from Notechis scutatus (mainland tiger snake), 2625 nucleotides. Lineage: Eukaryota; Metazoa; Chordata; Lepidosauria; Squamata; Elapidae. The record is from RefSeq and is a predicted model, not a curated record.